AUGUUCAGCCACUCGGGAAUCAUCAAGAGUCCUCCACUGGGGGGCAAAUUUACCCUCCUGCGUUCACCACCUGAGCAAGCUGUCAAGGUUAGGAAGCCGGUAGCAUCCAGUCAUCUCCCACUUCCUUGCCCAAAGGAGAGUGAGGUGAAGGUCCAAGAAGAGCCCCAAAGAGGCAUGGCAAAGAUGGAGGAUCACACAAAGACUGAAGGAGAGGACGAUCGGAAGGGCCACCAAGACAACUUGAGUGAGAAUGCCCAGAUGUCUCCAAUGAGCUCCUCCUCAGAAAGCCAUGUCAUCCGCUCAGAUGGAGAUCCUGGAGAUGUCCUGCCUCCUUGGAAGCCUGAGUCCCAUGCCAUGGUGUUCUCUGCCCCAACCGCACGCUGCUUCCUGCUGCUGGAGAGACCAACAAAAGAAGUGCUGAGUGAAGACCACCGGCCCAGCUCGCCACGCUCACUGAUGUCUGGGAAGGAGCCGCAGCGUGAGAAAUCUUCAGACAUCCCAUCAAGAAGCUCCGCUUCCCUGGUAUCUACCAGCCGUAGGCCCUGCAAGCGGAACAUUCCCCUGACGCUUUUUUUGCUGCUGCCGGGGCUGAGGUCGACCCUGCCACUGACAUGGGAUCAAGGUGAGCUGCCCCCUGCUCCUAAGCUUCCGUGCUUAGCUCUUGCCAAAAACCCAGGCACCUUGGAGAAGAACACUGAGUGUCAGCGGAUCAAGAUCCUGAAUAAUAUAAGGAAGGUCAAGGAAGACUGCAGUGCCCCUCAGCCUGCCCCUUCUCUCUCCCCACCUGCCUCACAGAAUGCAGACUCCCUGUCCCUGACCAUUCACCCUUUGGAGGUCCCUGCUACUACCACCGACUCAGCCAACCUAUAUUCCAGGUCCCCCAUCCUGUCUGUCCCUCCACCUUCCCCGACACCCAAUAUUGAUCAGGAAACAAGAGACACAGUCCCUAAGUUGCCAAAGAAUGAAGGCCCUUUUUAUUCAGUCAUAGCCACAACACCUCUUACUUCUGACCUCCCCACACCUCCUAGCAUCCCAGCUUUCUCCUUCCAGCCACCGUCCUGUGAAAAGGAACCCCCAACACCCAUUUGUCCUAUGACUUCUAUGGCAAUCCCUUCCACCAGCAUGGUCAUGGCACCUGGAAGUCUGACCUUCCAGCCUACUGUAGAUCCUGAUGUCACUGACAUGGACACUCCUGCCCUUCCCCAAGCUGUCACUUUUAGGUCUCCCCCAGGUUUCAGGGUGGAGCAGAGGCACCCUUCAGGGGUACCAGUGUCCAUCACCCCACCUGUGCCGAUGGUCCCCUGCGCCACCCCAAAUUUCAACAAUCCCUUUGGCCCUCAAACCAACCCUCAGCCCAUAUUUGGGACCUCUGAUGGGCAGCAGAGAGCCUCUCUCCCUGGUGCUCCUGUUUUCCCCAGCCCCUCAUUUAUGGCUUCGGCUGUCAUCGGUGCUUCAGCAGGCAGCACCUCUGACACCGAAGCUAUGGACCCCACACCUCCUUCUUAUGCUGUCAUUCUCCAGUCUGCCCCUGUCUCCAGAACACACCACCCAGUGGUAGCAAUGCGUCAGCCCAUGCCUCGACUCAUUUUCCUGCAACGUCGGCCAACAGACAAACACUUGAAGCUUCUCUUGGACCCAGGUCUCCCGGCUCAGGCCACACUGGGGGCCAAUGAUGGGCAGAGGCCUAACGAUUAUUUUCUAUUGGGAAACCCAGCAGCUCCAGCACAAGGUAAAGUCCUAACCUCUCCUGCAGCCCAGCCACCGCGAGUCAGCAUCAUGCAGUCAGCUUUGCCAGCUUCCCUAUUCGCCACCACCAUCAACACGCAGCCGGCCUUUGGCGACAACCCAGGCAUUCUCCCCAGGGCUGUAUCCAUUGCUACUGGCUUUGGAGUUGCCACCAGGAUGCCCAGUACUGGGGACAGUAGCUCGCUCUUUGCCAAUACCACACCAGGCCCACUGUUCAUGGGACCUGCAGCCCCUAUGGCCGGUGGGAGCCUUGGAGUCAGUGUGUCAGCCCCAGGCCUCACUCAUUCAGAGGCAUCCAGACCACUUAACUUUGGGGCAGAACUAAGUGGGGCACCCAGCACCACUUCUGUUCCUACUUUGGGCCAGAUAACCUGCCAUCUACCUGACCACAGCAAGGCUGCUGCAGUAGGAGGGGCAGGCACCAUCUCAGCAUUUGGGAACAUACCUGAUUCCACCUUAAAUCCAAAUACAUGGGGCCUACCUGGGCUGAAUACAGGUGGUACGGUGAUGGCAGGGGACACCACCAUCCCCACGAUUGGAGGCCACUUUCCAUCAUUGUACCCAGGGCCCAUCUGGACAUAG
This is a messenger RNA of Aethalodelphis obliquidens (Pacific white-sided dolphin), 2328 nucleotides long. Its product is annotated as nuclear pore-associated protein 1. Lineage: Eukaryota; Metazoa; Chordata; Mammalia; Artiodactyla; Delphinidae. The record is from RefSeq and is a predicted model, not a curated record.